AUGGCAGCCCAGCGGAUCCGAGCAGCCAACUCCAGUGGGCUCCCCCGGUGCAAAUCCGAGGGGGCCCUGAUCGACCUGAGCGAAGGGUUUCCCGAGGCGAGCUUGAACGACGUCAAAGUGCCUUCCCCCAGUGCCUUGCUGAUAGACAAUCCUGCGCCUUUCGGAAACGCCAAGGAGGUGAUUGCAAUCAAAGACUACUGUCCGACCAACUUCACCACCCUGAAGUUCUCCAAGGGCGACCAUCUCUAUGUCUUAGACACGUCGGGCGGUGAGUGGUGGUAUGCCCACAACACCACAGAGAUGGGUUACAUCCCUGCGUCCUAUGUGCAGCCCCUAAACUACCGAAACUCCACCCUGAGUGACAGCGGCAUGAUCGACAAUCUUCCAGACAGCCCAGACGAAGUCGCCAGGGAGUUGGAUUUGUUUGGCGGAUGGACAGAUGACAAGAGAGGGUCGAGCAAAAGCUACAGUAAUAACCCUUUCUGGAAUGGGGUCCAAACGAAUCCAUUUCUGAAUGGGAACAUGCCGGCGAUGCCCAGCCUGGAUGAACUGAACCCCAAAAGCUCUGUGGAUCUGCUGCUUUUCGACACGGGCACGUCCUCUUUGACCGAGUCCAGCUCGGCCACCACAAACAGCACCGGCAACAUCUUUGAGGACCUUCCAUCCACUCAUCGACUCAACACGGAGCAGCCGGUCAGGCGCGACAACCCCUUCUUCAGAAGCAAACGUUCCUACAGUCUGUCAGAACUCUCUGUCCUCCAAGCCAAGUCCGACGCCCCCGAGUCCUCAGGUUUCUUCACCGGGUUGAAAUCCCCCGCCCCCGAGCAGUUUCAGAGCCGGGAGGAUUUUCGGACUGCCUGGCUGAACCACCGGAAGCUGGCCCGCUCUUGCCAUGACUUGGACUUGCUUGGCCAGAGCCCUGGUUGGGGCCAGACGCAAGCGGUGGAGACGAACAUCGUGUGUAAGCUGGAUAGCUCGGGGGGAGCCGUGCAGCUCCCCGACAGCGGCAUCACCAUCCAUGUGCCCGAAGGUCACGUGGCUCCUGGGGACACUCAGCAGAUCUCCAUGAAGGCCCUGCUGGACCCCCCACUGGAACUCAACAGUGACAAGUCCAGCAGCAUCAGCCCGGUGUUGGAGGUGAAGCUGAGCAACCUCGAGGUGAGGACCUUCAUCAUCUUGGAGAUGAAAGUUUCUGCCGAGGUCAAAAACGACAUUUUUAGCAAAAGCUCCGUGAGCCUCCAGUGCCUGAGGAGUGACUCCAAGGAGGGUCCAUACGUCUCCAUCCCACUCACCUAUAGCUACGGGGACACGGUCCAGGUCCACCUGGAAAACCUGGAACCCUGCAUGUACCUAGCCAUCGUUGCCCACAGCCCGAACAUUCUCUACCCGGCCACUGUGUGGGACUUCAUCAAUAAAAGGGUCACCGUGGGUCUCUAUGGUCCCAAACACAUCCACCCGUCUUUCAAAACAGUGGUGACCCUCUUUGGGCAUGACUGUGCCCCAAAGACUCUCUUGGUUAGUGAGGUCACCCGCCAGGCCCCUAGCCCUGCCCCAGUGGCAUUACAGCUGUGGGGUAAGCACCAGUUUGUCUUGUCCCAGCCCCAGGAUCUCAAAAUCUGCAUGUUUUCCAACAUGACCAAUUACGAGGUCAAGGCCAGCGAGCAAGCCAAGGUGGUGAGAGGGUUCCAGGUGAGACUCAGCAGGGUGAGUCGCCUCACGUUCCCCAUCAGCUCCCACAGCCCCAGCGAGCUCUCCGACUUCACCUUGCGGGUCCAGGUGAAGGACGAGCAAGACGCCCUCUUGACCCAGUUCUGCGUCCAGACCCCCCAGCCCCCGCCCAAAGGUGCCAUCAAGCCAUCCGGACAGAGGCGGUUCCUCAAGAAGAACGAAGUGGGGAGAAUCCUCCUGUCGCCGUUUGCCGCCGCCGCCAAGUACCCGACUUUCCAGGACCGCCCCGUGUCCAGCCUCCAGUUCGGCAAGUUGCUGAAGACGGUGGUGAGGCAAAGCAAGAACCACUACCUGCUGGAGUACAAGAAGGGGGACGCGAUCGCACUGCUCAGCGAGGAGAAGCUGCGCCUGAAGGGGCAGCUGUGGACCAAGGAGUGGUACAUCGGCUACUACCAGGGCAAGGUGGGCCUGGUGCACAGCAAGAACGUGCUCGUGGUGGGGAAGGCCCGGCCCAGCUUCUUCUCGGGCCCGGAGCUGAGCACCUCGGUGCUGCUGGAGCAGAUCCUGCGGCCCUGCAAGUUCCUGACCUACAUCUACGCCUCCGUGCGGACGCUGCUCAUGGAAAACGUUCGCAGCUGGCGGGCCUUCGCGGACGCCUUGGGCUACGGGAACCUGCCGCUCACCUGCUUCUGCCGUGCGGAGCUGGACAGCGAGCCCGAGCGCGUGGCUUCCGUCCUGGAGAAGUUGAAGGAGGACUGCAACAACGUGGACAACAAGGACAGGAAGUCUUUCCAGAAGGAACUGAUGAUGGCCUUACUGAAGAUGGACUGCCAGGGGCUGGUGGUCACACUCCUGCAGGACUUUGUGCUGCUGACCACAGCCGUCGAGGUGGCACAGCGCUGGCGGGAGCUGGCUGAGAAGCUCGCCAAGGUCUCUAAGCAGCAGAUGGACGCAUACGAGUCCCCUCACCGGGACAGGAAUGGCCUGGUGGACAGUGAGGCCAUGUGGAAACCUGCCUACGACUUCUUACUAACGUGGAGCCGCCAGAUUGGGGACAGCUACCGUGAUGUCAUCCAGGAGCUGCACACCGGCCUGGACAAGAUGAAAAACCCCAUCACCAAGCGCUGGAAGCACCUCACAGGGACCCUGAUCCUGGUGAACUCUCUGGAUAUUCUGAGAGCAGCCGCCUUCAGCCCUGUGGACGUCGACGACUUUGUGAUUUGA
Molecule: messenger RNA, 2892 nt
Organism: Orycteropus afer afer
Lineage: Eukaryota; Metazoa; Chordata; Mammalia; Tubulidentata; Orycteropodidae
Gene: SH3BP4
Product: SH3 domain binding protein 4
Exons: 4
Coding region: 1-2892 (963 amino acids)
Cellular component (GO): cytoplasm
Molecular function (GO): protein binding
Source: RefSeq, a predicted model, not a curated record